AUGCUGUCCCUGAACGAGGCCAUGCAGCUCGACUUCAGCGCCGGGCUGCAAGGCAUGGACGUCGGCUUCGGCUUCGAUACGACGACGUCCGGUGCUGGCGGUGUCUCGUCGCCGGUGGACGUGUCGGCCAAGGCUGACGGCGAAGAGGAGGAGCAGCAGAUGCGGCUGCUGCUGCGGAAGAUAUCGAACCGGGAGUCGGCGCGUCGGUCGCGCGCGCGGAGGCGGCAGCGGACGGAGGAGCUCGAGCGCGCCGUGGAGGCGCUCCGGGCGGAGAGGCGCGCGCUGGCGGCGAGAGCGGACGCCGCGGCGGCCCGAGCGCUAUCCGUGCAGUGCGACGGCGCGAGGCUCCGCGCGGAGGCCGGUGCGCUGCGGCGCCGGCUGGGAGAGGCGCAGAGGCAGGCCGUCGUGCUGCUCGCGCUGGCACGUGCCCGCCUCGCGCGGACGGCGCCGAGCAUCGGCGGCGGAGGACGCGCGCCGGCGGUUGUGCCCCCGCCGCCGCUGGCCGGUGGCGGCGUGGCAUCGUCGCUGAUGACGUUGUGA
This is a messenger RNA of Phragmites australis (common reed), 540 nucleotides long. Its product is annotated as transcription factor HBP-1a-like. Gene Ontology annotation, biological process: positive regulation of DNA-templated transcription. The record is from RefSeq and is a predicted model, not a curated record. Gene Ontology annotation, cellular component: nucleus. The coding region runs from base 1 to 540 and encodes 179 amino acids. The transcript has a single exon. Gene Ontology annotation, molecular function: transcription cis-regulatory region binding; DNA-binding transcription factor activity. Lineage: Eukaryota; Viridiplantae; Streptophyta; Magnoliopsida; Poales; Poaceae.